UGCACUGCUUCAAGUCAGCCGCCGAUCGGUCUUUGCGGCCAAUGGGGAAGUGACACAUGGAACAAGAGAACCAAUGACAGAACAGAACUCAGAAACACAUGAUCAUAACCAACCAAUGAGAACAUGACACAUAGCCUAAGGGAGAACAUGAGGAGCAAGGGAAGACACAAACAAGCAACAUGAAACAAACUACAAAAUAAAAGACAUGACAUCAUAAACAAGAACACAAAACCAAAACACACGUGACAACUUACAAAAUACAAUAAAAUUGUUCAGUGAAAACAUUGGAAAUCUUUUCUUUGUACUUUUGUCAGUUAAAUAGAGGUUCGAGAGAAUUAACAAAAUCACAGAUUCUUAAUUUUUUAGCAUUUUACAAAAUGUCCCAACUCUUCUGGAAUUGGGGUUGUACUUUAAAUAUAAAUUCAGAUUUACAUGAAAAGCAGAAGAAAUCUGUAUUAUUAAGUAUUAUUAUUAAUGCUUAAUUUCUGCAGGAGAAAUCCAAAACUCUGCCUAGAAUGGAAACCAGCAGGAUCAUCUCAAAUGACAAAGCAACGUUUGUCAUCCAAGUAAAUCCACAGGCGGCACAAAAUGCUGUUAUUUGUGAUGAUGGACAGGAGGCCAGAGGAGCACAUCACAAUACGGCUCUUAAGGGAUUUUUUAAAGCACAACCAAAGGCACUGGGGACUGUCCAGAUAAUGAUCGGAGUGAUGAUCUUCCUACUUGGUAUUGUACUCACCACAAAUGUCAUCCAGUUUGGUACUCUUUAUGUCAUUAGUGGAAUAACAUACUGGGGAUCUUUCAUUUAUAUCAGCGCUGGAUCUCUGUCUGUUGCUGCACAGAAUAAACUUCAUCCCUGUGUGGUGAAAGCCUCUCUUGGAAUGAAUGUGAUCAGUGCCAUAACUUCAGCGAUAGCCGUUCUUCUGAUGGGCAUACAGAUAGGAGUCGAUCCAAGGGGAUAUCCAAGUUGCUACGAUUCAUAUAGUGACUCUGAAAGUGACUUCUGUAUAUAUUUUGAGGUACUAAAUGUACAAUGUCUGAUAUCUUGUUUUAAUGUUCAUUAAUCACCCAAAAAAAUUAAAAUUCUGCCAUAAUUUACUUUCAAAUCUAAUCAUUGAAAAUCGUGACAUCCUUAAACUUCAGUUUGUUCCCCACACAAAGCUAUCGAUGUCACGUUCGGUUGAAUAAGAUGUGAGAAAAAAUCUAUUCACAGCAGUGUGGAUCUUUAUUUAAAAAAAAAAAAAAAAAAAAACAACCCCCAGAACAUGAGACG
This is a messenger RNA of Megalobrama amblycephala (Wuchang bream), 1270 nucleotides long. RefSeq names its product membrane-spanning 4-domains subfamily A member 12-like. NCBI's taxonomy places the organism in Eukaryota, Metazoa, Chordata, Actinopteri, Cypriniformes, Xenocyprididae. The coding region runs from base 516 to 1061 and encodes 181 amino acids. The transcript has 4 exons. The record is from RefSeq and is a predicted model, not a curated record. Gene Ontology annotation, cellular component: membrane.